AUGCAGGCGCCUUCCCCGUCAUCGCAUUGCGCUCACCGAGAUCGGACAGCUCGAGGAUCCAGCUCGAAUCGAGCGAACAACUCUCGAAAGAGCGGCAUCGGUGGCAUCCUCCAGCCGAUCAAUCCUCGCGCUCAUGCAUCGAUCACCACCAUCCCAAACAACGAGGUCAGUCUAUACAUGGACGACUUCACGCUUGAUACUCCGACCUUCGUGACGUUGGCGAGUGAGAUGAAGAUGCGAAUCUGCGAAGUGUUCUGGCGUCGAGUGCAUGUGCAGCUCAUCUGCUCAAGAGAGCCAUCUCCCGACCAAUUCAGACAGUACUCGGCCGUGUUGUGCGUCCGUCGUCGCCGCCGUCACGGAUGUAUAGGUAGCUCUUCGACUGCAAUCUCGCUGGAUCGACGCAUGCACCCCGUGCGAGUGCUGUCUACCAAGGCCAAAGACGCCCGGAAACUGCUGAUUGGGAUCGAAUAUGGCUGGCGCUCUCGACGCGUUUGGUUCCGAGCCCCGAACAGCGCCGUGUACGAGCAGUGGAACGACGUUAUUCGCGCUGCGCUUCAAGGCUGCAAUGGCGGUGGAUGCGACGAAGAGGAAUCGCUAGCGAAGUGGGUCGAACGCAGCGGCAUUUCGAUGAUGGAGACGGCCACAACCAGCGCCGUCUGCAGCAUGGACCGCUUCAGCUCGGACUCAUACGCGCGGGGCUGUUCAAGCAGCUACCGAUCUGAUAUCCCCGACGACGAGUGGUUCGAGAGCGAAGUCGCUCGUCGCGAGCUCCGCGAGAGAACUGACACGCCCAACUGGAUGGGACGACCAGCCUUCUGCUUCACAGGCCCGGACAACAUGCGCUACGAAGGACAGGCAGCUUGA
This is a messenger RNA of Phytophthora sojae, 864 nucleotides long. RefSeq lists its product as hypothetical. The coding region runs from base 1 to 864 and encodes 287 amino acids. Lineage: Eukaryota; Oomycota; Peronosporomycetes; Peronosporales; Peronosporaceae. The transcript is spliced from 3 exons. The record is from RefSeq and is a predicted model, not a curated record.